UCUCAAAGCUUGGGUCCAAUUUCUGUUCGGGAAAAGGCCUCUGAGAGAGAUAGAUAAUAUUAACCUUCUGGGUUGGCGUGGUUUUGUAUCCUGGAGAUGGUUAAUGAGCAAAUUAACGAAUCAACUAACGAAUGAUUUAGUUAUUUCGAUAACUAAUCGACAUGGUUGGUCUUGGUGUUCCUUGUUGUGAAGGUGCGCCGGAGGAUUGUGAUGAUUUCUAUGCAAUCAGACCUGAACAUCAAGACGACGUCCCAAAGACCCAAUUUAAGAGCAGGCCCGGGAAAACUCUUAGUGAUAGAAAGUGGCAAUCUGCAUUCUCUCAAGAUGGUCACUUGGAUAUGGCAAAAGUUCUUCACCGAAUACAACGUGGGGGCAUUCAUCCAUCGAUCAAAGCGGUAGUUUGGGAGUUUUUGUUGGGCUGCUAUGAUCCAAAUAGCACGUUUGAAGAACGAAAUCAACUCAGGCACCGCAGGAGGGAGCAGUAUGAAAUGUGGAAAUCUGAGUGCAAAAACGUGGAACCAACCAUCGGCAGUGGAAGGAUUGUCACGACACCUGUCAUCACUGAAGAUGGGCUAACAAUACAAAAUUUGUCAACUUCUGACUUGAACAAUGAAGAUCUAGGGACACCAACACCUGAUAUAUCUCCAAGGCGUAUGAGCAGAGUCAGCAGAUUCAGCAGUAAAAAUGUUGAUUCUGUAGACAAAAAAGUUCAUCAGUGGAAACUUACUUUGCAUCAAAUUGGCUUGGACGUGGUUCGCACAGAUCGAUCACUUGUCUUCUACUUGGAUGAAGCUAAUUUGGCAAGGCUUUGGGAUGUUCUUUGUGUUUAUGCAUGGAUAGAUGAUGACAUUGGUUACUGUCAAGGAAUGAAUGAUCUAUGCUCUCCCCUGGUAAUUCUUCACGAAAAUGAAGCAGAUGCAUUUUGGUGCUUUGAACAUUUUAUGCGUAGAAUGCGGGGAAACUUCAAGACCUCAGCGAGUUCCAUUGGUGUUCAAUCACAGUUGAGUACACUUGCAGAAAUAAUUAAAGUUGUGGAUCCAAAACUUCACCAACACCUCGAGAACCUAGAUGGAGGGGAGUAUUUGUUUGCAUUCCGUACGCUGAUGGUACUUUUCCGUAGAGAGUUAUCAUUUGUGGAUGCAAUCUACCUUUGGGAGUUGAUGUGGGCCAUGGAGUACAACCCAAACCUCUUCUCACAAUAUGAGGACCCAAGUGCAACUACCGAUAAGAGUGCCGCACCCAAGGGAAAUGACAAGCUUCUAAAGCAAUUUGGCAAAUUUGAGAGGAAAAAUGUAGAAAAUGGUUCACUUGACCAACAUACUGCUUUUUCUGUGUUCCUCAUGGCGGGUGUUCUUGAGGCCAAGAAUAAGCGGUUGUUGGGGGAGGCUCAGGGUCUGGAUGAUAUUGUCAAGAUCUUGAAUGAUAUUACUGGAAAUUUAGAUGCAAAAAAGGCAUGUAGUGAAGCAUUGAAGGUUCACAAAAAGUACUUGAGCAUUACUAAGAACUCAUAGGUUGUGGUUGGAGACGUCAAUUUAUUUCGGGACCUCUUGACACCGAUUUGGCUGA
Telopea speciosissima is the source of this 1566-nucleotide messenger RNA. RefSeq names its product rab GTPase-activating protein 22. Gene Ontology annotation, molecular function: GTPase activator activity. Bases 162 to 1511 code for a protein of 449 amino acids. Gene Ontology annotation, biological process: activation of GTPase activity. The record is from RefSeq and is a predicted model, not a curated record. Lineage: Eukaryota; Viridiplantae; Streptophyta; Magnoliopsida; Proteales; Proteaceae. The transcript has 11 exons.